Molecule: messenger RNA, 1086 nt
Organism: Penicillium hordei
Lineage: Eukaryota; Fungi; Ascomycota; Eurotiomycetes; Eurotiales; Aspergillaceae
Gene: erg27
Product: protein erg27
Exons: 1
Coding region: 1-1086 (361 amino acids)
Biological process (GO): signal transduction
Cellular component (GO): cytoplasm
Source: RefSeq, a predicted model, not a curated record
AUGGCUGACUCUAUCUGCCCAGACUCCCCAAUUUCUGGGUCGUGGGUUUUAUGGAUGGCCUCCUCCGAAGUGGACCAGAAAGCCCUGGGCAAUUUCGCCGCCGUCAUGAGCCUCGAAAAUCCCCUGCUCUCGGCAAUGCUAUACAAAAUCCUCGGCGUCUCCGUUAUGCUAUCAAAAAAGCUACUUAGAGCCCGCAAGCUGCGGCGCCUUGACACAACACGUGAAACAAGAUCCCUCCAGCUGUACCAUCACAUCAUAUGGCUCUCCCGCGAAGGCCUACUCAUACUGGAGGGCUACAUCCUUCCCAGGGUAGACAGGUUUGUUGAGCUAAAAGUGCUCGCCUACAAACUCCGCGCUUCCUUCUACCAUAUUUUCGUCCUAUUCCACAGUCGCCCAAUCUUCACCCCCGACAGCGACAUACCAACCCGCUUCGAACAUGACUCCAUAUACGGCGCAGAUGCCCUAACCGCCCUCGGCGUCUCAGACACCUACAAGUCUAAAAUGAAUACGACUUCAACGCCAACAUCCCGCCCUCCGGGCCUACCAGUAAUGCAACCAGUCCAGCCACCUGAACCAAUCUCCUCCUUCCUACUCCCCCCACUAGACUACACAGCCACAGCAACGGCGUGCUUCAACCGCGCAUCAGCCCUUUCCGACAAACUUCUACCAGGCUCACACCCUCUCCGUCUCUCCGUCAAACUCGAAUACGCAGCAUAUCUAUACGACUGCCUUCAAGACCCCGUCGCCUGCCGCCGCCUCGCAAAACAGGCCAUCGCAGAUGUCUACAAUGCCCAAGAGGGCAUGGACGAUGAGAGCUUCGAAGACGCCGCAGAGAUCGUGAGCGUGUUGGGCAAGAUGGUCAAACGCGGCGGGAAGCCCAAUUCCAGUACUGGCACUCCCGGGAGCAGUAUCUCCCGCGGUGGUGGCUCACACAGUCGCAGUAGUCGCUCGCCUAGUCAUCUCGAUAUUAGUGUGCCGACUACCGUCUCGCCAGUCCCGGUUACGAAAUCUACGCCUGUUGACGGAGCUCGUGUGGGAAUGAGCCAGCCGGCUAUUCAUGAUGCUUCUAUGACUAAUCCGAUUUGA